GUUCUUUACCUAUCUUGUGAAGCCUUCUACCAUCGAAAAUCUAUGGUCGUGUGUUCAGUUUUGACCUUCCUUCAUUUCCUUUGCGAGUACAUAAUGGCCAACACGAAGGAACGCACCUUUAUCAUGAUUAAACCCGAUGGAGUCCAACGUGGACUCGUUGGGAAAAUCAUUCAACGUUUUGAAGAAAAGGGCUUCAAGUUAGUUGCCCUUAAUAUGGUUUGGCCUUCUGAAGAAUUAUUACAAAAACAUUAUGCUGAUUUAUCCGCUAAACCAUUUUUCCCUGGUCUUGUUAAAUACAUGAGUUCUGGACCAGUAGUACCUAUGGUAUGGGAAGGUUUAAAUGCAGUCAAAACUGGACGAGUAAUGCUCGGUGAAACGGAUCCCAAAAAUUCUGCACCAGGCACCAUUCGUGGUGACUUUUGUCUACAAGUUGGUCGUAAUAUUAUUCAUGGUUCUGAUUCGGUUGAAUCUGCCGAAAAAGAAAUCAAAUUGUGGUUCGGUGAAAAGGAAAAAUCUAGUGGCCUUACGGAUUGGUCAUCGUGGGCUGAAAAAUGGAUUUAUGAAUAAAACAAAGUAAAACAGCCAGAAGGUAACAUUUAUUACACACUGCCGUUAUUAAAGAAAAAAAAAAAAAGAAAUUGUGUAUGCUGCAAUUCCAUAAAGAAAUCUUCUAAGCCAGAACGAGAAAA
Polistes dominula (European paper wasp) is the source of this 689-nucleotide messenger RNA. RefSeq names its product nucleoside diphosphate kinase (gene awd). NCBI's taxonomy places the organism in Eukaryota, Metazoa, Arthropoda, Insecta, Hymenoptera, Vespidae. The record is from RefSeq and is a predicted model, not a curated record. Gene Ontology annotation, biological process: GTP biosynthetic process; UTP biosynthetic process; CTP biosynthetic process. Gene Ontology annotation, molecular function: nucleoside diphosphate kinase activity.